CCCCCAUUGGCCUAGCUAGUAGCUAACUAGCCUCGGGACUCAACUCACCCAAAUAUUAAGAACUUGAAAACAUCAGCCCUGGAUGUCAGGAGGUGCUGUCAUAGACAACAACCGUGUGCUAGAACACUGGACUGAGACGACCUGCAGUUGUCUGAGUGGCUUCCUCUUUCUGCGUGGCAUCAUGGGAAAGGAGGCGUGUCUACGAUAUACCUCUUCUACCUCGCUCCCUCCUCCUCUCUCCCUCCCUCUGAUGCCGGGGUUCAGUAGUGGGGGACUAGGUGGGGAGGUGGGUGGCCCCGCCGCCUCUCCUCCCUGCCCGUUCCGACCCAGUCGCUUCGUUCCCGUCUCCGCGGCAACCACUUUCCUGGUCGGCUCCACCACGCUCUUCUUCUGCUUCACGUGUCCGUGGUUGUCAGAGCAUGUCUCCUCCGUCAUUCCCAUCUAUAACGCUGUGGUCUUCCUCUUCACCCUCGCCAACUUCUGCAUGGCCACCUUUAUGGACCCAGGGGUCUUUCCCAGAGCGGAAGAGGAUGAGGAUAAAGAGGAUGAUUUCCGCGCUCCGCUCUAUAAAACGGUGGAAGUUAAGGGCAUUCAGGUCCGGAUGAAGUGGUGCUCCAGCUGCCGUUUCUACAGACCGCCCCGCUGCUCACACUGCUCUGUGUGUGACAACUGUGUGGAGGACUUUGACCACCACUGCCCGUGGGUGAACAACUGUAUCGGGCGCAGGAACUACCGUCACUUCUUCCUGUUCCUGUUGUCCCUGACGAUCCACAUCAUGGGAGUGUUUGGCUUCGGCCUGCUGUACAUCCUCCAGCACCAGCACCAGCUGGACAGUGUUCACUCCUCUGUCACUAUGGCUACGAUGUGUACCGCUGGUCUCUUCUUCAUCCCAGUAGCAGGUCUUACUGGUUUCCACAUGGUACUGGUAGCUCGGGGUAGGACCACUAACGAGCAGGUUACAGGGAAGUUUAGGGGUGGAGUUAACCCUUUCACCAAUGGCUGUCUUAGGAACGUCUCGCACGUGCUCUGUAGCUCUCAGGCUCCCAGGUACGUGGGGCGGUGGCGGGGGAAGCAGACAGUGGAGGUGCAGCCUCCCUUUCUCCGUCCUCCUCUCUCCGAGGCGCAGCUAGAGGCCAAAGUCCUGGACAAUGGCAUCCAGAACGACCACCACAGCAGCCGGUCUAAGAGCAGUUUGGAGCAGAUGGAGAGCCAGUCAGCAGAUGCAGAGCCUCCACCUCCUCCCAAACCGGAGGUCCGCUACCCUGGCCUGCCCCGCGCAGACACAGAGGAAAGCAGCUUGCUGUCUGAAGGUCUGUCCACUCCCUCUAUGUACAAGUACCGGCCGGCCUAUAGCAGCCCACAGAGGAACCACACAGCUCUGACACACCCAAACAAGAUGAUUCGUGGGGACAGUCUGGACUCCCCCUCCAUUCUCCAGUCGAGUCGCCAGGCCAGCUAUCGGUCUGAGCCCAGCAGCCUGGAUGGGGGGUCGGUAAUUGGUUUGGCGGCACGUGGAGGGGAGAGGGGCGAAGGCCCUGGGGGGUCCAGUGGGACGGGUGGGGAGGUUGCGGGGGGUAUCUCCGGGUACUCCCUAGGGGGGCGGUCGUACACUUCUUACCCCUCCUCUCUGGUCCUGUCCACCGGUGGUUCUCACUCCUCCAGCAUGCGCUCUGCCCACACACACCAUAAUACUCUGGGCACGCUCCAAUCAGAGGGCACCACCGACACUAGCUACAAGAGCCUGGCCAAUCAGACACCUCAGAACGGCAGCCUGUCCUACGACAGCCUGCUGACACCGUCCGAGAGCCCUGAGUUUGAGUCGGCCGCUCACGAGUUGUCUCCACAGAAGCCCCACGCCCCUGCAGCGUUUCCCCCGGCGAUGACCUCCUCGCCGCCCCCCGGGGUCAGGGAUGUGCCCUUGCAGGGGUACACCUCACCCUUCCUCUCAGCACAGAUGGCCCAGCAGAGAGAGGGCCAGCUGCUCCAGGGCUCUGCCUCUUUCUCCUCCCCCAACAGGGCAUACCUCCGCGCCUUCAGCCCUCCCCCGCCGAAUCCGCCACACGCUGCCCACCCUGAGACACAGCACCACCUCCUCCACCAGGACUCCAGACACCCACACCUCCGUGCCACCUCCUCCAUUCGCCCCCUUCCUCCCGUCUCUGAACAGCCCUCCCCCUCCUCCCCGCAUGCCUGUUCCCCGGACCCCCCUGUGUCUCCCCCGCCCAGAGCCCUCCUAAGGAAGUCCCCCUCCUACACCGGGGAGGCAGGGCUCCAGCACAAGGCUCGGCCAAUGGGAGGAGGCAGUUUGUCGGGAGAGGGCGGAGUCAGAGUGACCCAGGCUCCACAAUCCACCUCUCGCCCAGGCUUGGCCAAUCACAGCACAUCCAGACCAGUGGGCGGGGUGAAGAAGGUGACUGGCGUUGGAGGGACCACCUAUGAGAUAUCGGUUUGAGUGACAGACAUCCGCCGAAGAUAGAGGAGGAGAGGAGACUUGGAGAUGGUUAUUCAAUCACAUGCACACACACAAUGAAAGGACUAUCCUCUGCUCUUGGUCAAUAUGGAGUGGAUAGUGGAACAGAGGUGUUUGGCUCACUGGUACUUCAAUGACCUUAUUAUCUUUAUAAUGCCACUGGUCAUCUUUUCACUGCCGAUCUUUCUUUCGUAUUGGAUCGAAUGGCGACUGAAGUGAAACUCUGAAUGUUGACCAGUAAUGGAAUGGGACAACCUCUCCGCAGUCUGUGAGCCAUAGACUGUAUAACAUGAACGUUGUUAUGACAGCUGGGUACUAAACUCUUUAACGCAUAUAUACAAAGAUGAUUUAUUUCGGUACGUUAGGACAUGGAGAAUUUAUACGAUAAAAUAUCAUCCUGGAAAGGAGGGCAUUUGAACCAAUCAGUAUGGAGCCUGAGAGGGAGCAUAUGGACUGUUGACCAAUUGUGGCGCUCAGUGGUUCGAGACUUCCUGUCCCAUUCAAAUGGAUGGACCAAUCACAAUGGAUCACCCAUGUAAUUAGUCUGCAGCGAAUAUUCAGACUGCAGAGAUGAUGCCUCAACCUCUGCAAACACAGUUUAAUUUGAGUUUUAUAAAGAUAUUUUUUUUUAUAUAUUGUUUUUUAUAUAAAUGCCUAAAGAAUCUUUAAGAAUUAUUGGGUUAAUUGUUCAGAUGCUGGAGAUAGCAUUUUGGGGUUUGUGAAUGACUAUGAAUGUGAGUUAGACUAAUCGCUUGUUUUGAUUGAUGGCUGUAUCAGCCAGUCAUGGAGCUCGCUGCAAUUCUCAUCCAAAGAGAUUGGUGAUCGUAUAUAUGACGGCCAGCUGAAGAGGCCCGUCACUGAGGAUAUUGAAAGCCACAAAGAAAAUGUUUAUUCCGAAUCAUAAAUACAGUACACGCCUCUUUGUGGAAUGUACACUAGAAAUGUUAAUUAUUGAUACAUUAUGCAAAUUCUCUCCGUAGCUUAUAAAUGAUUUGCCUGUCGUUUUGGUGUUCAAAAUGUGUUCUGUCAAUCAGUGCUAGAAAAACAUUAAGGAUGGUCAGCCGAACAUGUUAAAAGUGUGAGGGGUCAUGUUUAUUUUAUCGGACAGGAAAACCUUUGAGUUCUGAACACAAUUUCAAACCAAUCUCUAUAUCCAGGAGUUAGAGGAAGUUGCCCCUACACAUUGAGGCCUUUUGCCCCUAAUUGUUAGGGCACUAAGGGAGUGUAAACUGGUUCUAAAUCUAUUCCCAGAAGUGUAACUUCUACCCAGAGACCACAUCCCUAUCAUAGUGCCUUGUCCUUAGAUUCUAAUAUAAUUGGAAGAUUCCAACAAAUCAAAUUCAGGGGGGUGAUAUAAAUAUAGGUAUUAUUUUUUUCUUUGUUUGUAUAUGUAUGAUGUGUCUAGGAGGCUACAGAUGCCGGGGUUGGUUUGAAAUUGAGGACUGUUUUGAUCGUUUUUUGCCUUGAGACCGUUCGUAGUAAAACAAAGCGUUUAAAAAAUAUUUUAAAGUAUUUCUUACAACUAUUGUAUUUCAUAUUUUAAUUGGUUUUGUUGACAUUCUGGCCUCUUGAUUUCCUUAUCUGCUUUCUGUUGUUUAAAAAAUAUAUAUUUAUGGUACAGUGAACAUUUUGCCCAUGAAUAGGUUUAGGAAGGCACAGUCAGAAACAGAAAGAUGUGUUUGUGUGUCAGGAGUGUGCGUGAUUGAGAGGAGGAGGAGGAGGUGGUAUGUUUAAUCCAAGCCCAUUACAGAGUUGGAAUGUCAAAGCUAGCUGAAUGUAGCACGUUUUAUGUUCAGGGAAUUCUGAAGCACACAAACUAUCAACCAAUCACACAGCAGUGUGGCCACAGUCAGUGUUUGUAUGCACCCCCUCCCCAUGUGUACAGUAGGUGUGCAUGUGAUUCUGUGUGUUGUUGAAUGCACUCCCGGUGUGUAUGUGUGAGAAUAUCCUUGUCAAAUGCACACCUGGUUUAUAUGAGUACAAGCAGUCAGACAUACAGGAUUAGAGAGAGUCUUACUUUCUCCUGGUGGGGAAGGGGGCUUUGAACAACAGAAUAUACGUGAGUAAAUAAGAAUGCUGCUAUUGUUGUGGGUUGUGCUGAAUGGAGAGUGUCAAAUAUUUCUGAUGAACAUGGAGAAGACAUUUCCAAAAUGGCCUUAAGAGUUUAAGGUGUCUUCUCAGAAUAAAAGGUCAACCUGA
Messenger RNA from Oncorhynchus nerka (sockeye salmon), 4669 nucleotides. RefSeq names its product palmitoyltransferase ZDHHC5-B-like. The record is from RefSeq and is a predicted model, not a curated record. Gene Ontology annotation, molecular function: palmitoyltransferase activity. Gene Ontology annotation, biological process: protein palmitoylation. NCBI's taxonomy places the organism in Eukaryota, Metazoa, Chordata, Actinopteri, Salmoniformes, Salmonidae.